Brienomyrus brachyistius is the source of this 7229-nucleotide messenger RNA. Its product is annotated as zinc finger protein 236-like. The coding region runs from base 553 to 5913 and encodes 1786 amino acids. Gene Ontology annotation, cellular component: nucleus. NCBI's taxonomy places the organism in Eukaryota, Metazoa, Chordata, Actinopteri, Osteoglossiformes, Mormyridae. Gene Ontology annotation, biological process: regulation of transcription by RNA polymerase II. The record is from RefSeq and is a predicted model, not a curated record. Gene Ontology annotation, molecular function: DNA-binding transcription factor activity, RNA polymerase II-specific; RNA polymerase II cis-regulatory region sequence-specific DNA binding. The transcript has 32 exons.
AGGGGCUCCGGAGCCGUGUCGGUUACCUGUGAGCUCCGUGGUGGCUUUUCUCAUGCACUAUGUCUAAAUAAACGUUUUGUCGCCCAUUUAACGCCGACAUCGUCCCUUCCCAGUGUGUGAGAUUUACAGGGAGCGCGCUGCCAUUUUCGCAGAUUUAAAAAGCCCGAUGGAGACUGCAUCGAGUGCCCGACGCUCCUAACCGCCACCUUUAUAAAGCUGGUCGGUGGACUUUCGUGCAGUUAGUUGGUUAAUGGGCUCGGCACUUCGCUGCUUUUUAGCCAGCAAAGCGAACUGGAGUUAUCUUUAGCUUCUGACCAGCACGGCGCGUGCCUCUCCCGCUAGCACCCUGGCUAGCUGGUUAGCUAGCUCUUACAGUGUUUAUCAGAAGAUUUGCAGGAAUCCCAUUCUGAAAACACAGGCUAUGGAGGAGCAGAGAGCAAGGAGUUUAAGUGCACGGUGUGCUCGCUGUCAUUCACCAAAGAAAGCCAACUUCAGCGUCACCUUCGUGACCAUGAAGCCAAUGACAAGCCACACCGUUGUGACCAGUGUCCCAUGUCGUUCAACGUGGAGUUCAACCUCACGCUGCACAAAUCCACGCACGACCUUAAGAACCUCACCUGUCCGGUAUGCUGCAAGAAGUUCUCCCGGGCGGCCAGCCUCAAGUCCCACAUCAUGCUUCACGAGAAAGAGGAGAACCUAAUCUGCUCGGAGUGUGGGGAUGAGUUCAUACUGCACAGCCAGCUUUCCCUGCACCUGGAGGACCACCGCAAGGAGCUCUCUGGAAACAAGGUCUACACCUGCAAUGUCUGCAGCAAGGACUUCAAGAUGUCCUCACAGCUGAAGGAGCACAAGAAGAUGCAUGUUCGGAAGAGGCCCAUCUUAGGAAGUUCGAGAAAUUACAAGAAGAACAUAGACAGGAGCGGUUUCACAAAUACUUGCCAACACUGCGGGAAGACGUUCAAGAAGCCCAGCCAGCUGGUUCGGCACGUCCGCAUCCACACAGGUGAAAGGCCAUACAAGUGCACACACUGUGGGAAAGCCUUCAACCAGAAGGUGGUGCUGCAGACCCACAUGGUGCGCCACACGGGCGAGAGGCCUCACUUCUGCACAUUGUGCCCCGCCUCCUUCUCCCAGAAGGGCAACCUGCAGUCGCACAUCCAGAGGGUUCACUCUGAGUCCAAAGGAGUACCGGUGUAUCCCUGCCUCGACUGUAGCUGUGUCUUCAAGAGACUCGGCAGCCUCCAUGCUCACACCAGCAAGAUGCACAUGUCCAUCGUGGAGGGCCCAGCUCAACCCCAGGAGCCGGUGGAGUCAGUGCAGGUUCCCCAAGGAUCAGAGAGGGUGACAGACGUGAUCCAGCAGCUGCUGGACCUGUCGGAGCCAGUGGCGGGGGAAGGUCCUCAGGUCCAGUGUACACAGCAGCCACUCCCCAUGGACGCGGCUCUCAACCAGGACAUCCUGCAGCAAGCCCUGGAGAACAGUGGCCUGAGCGCCAUUCCUGUGCAGUCGCACACCCAGAACGGCACUGUGUCGCGGCCCACCCCUGCCACCCAGAGCCAGGGCUCUGAGAGUGCCACCGCCGGGCCCUCGGCUGGCCCGCCAGAUCCGGGCAAGGGCUCCGGGUCGGACAAGACCAAUCGGAAAGGGAGGAAGAGCAUCUACAAGAAGCACGUGCAAAUGCCAGGCUCCAUCCGUGAGGAGAACGGCAUCCGCUGGCACGUGUGCCCCUACUGUCCCAAGGAGUUCAAGAAGCCCAGCGACCUGGUGCGUCACAUCCGCAUCCACACACACGAGAAGCCCUUCAAGUGCAAGCAGUGCUUCCGCGCCUUCGCCGUCAAGAGCACGCUGACAGCCCACAUGAAGACCCACACGGGCAUCAAGGCCUUCACCUGCCAGUGCUGCAUGAAGUGCUUCUCCACCUCGGGCAGCAUGAAGGUCCACAUGCGGCUGCAUACGGGCGUGCGGCCGUUCCCGUGCCCGCACUGCGAGAAGAUCUUCCGCACGUCGGGGCACAGAAAGACCCACAUGGCGUCCCACUUCAAGACCGCACAGCAGAAGAAGCAGCGCUACGCACGCAAGGCACAAAGGGUGCGGGUGGUGAAGAGCAGCCUGCCGCUGACGGACAUCCCACUGCAGGAGCCCAUCCUCAUCACAGACCUGGGUCUUGUGCAAAACCAGAUUCCCCGCAACAGCCUGUCCAUACAGCAGUACCUGGAUGUCAUGGUCAACGACAGACCUUAUAAAUGCCCCUACUGCAGUAGGGCGUACAAGAAGUCCAGUCACCUGAAGCAGCACGUGAGGUCGCACACGGGCGAACGGCCGUACAAGUGUAUCCAGUGCAGCAAGGGCUUUGCCUCAUCAGGCGUGCUGAAGUCACACAUCCGCACACACUCUGGCCUCAAGGCCUACAAGUGCCUCAUGUGUGACAGCACCUUCACCACCAGCGGCAGCCUCCGGCGUCACAUGACCACGCAUAGCGACGUACGGCCCUACAUGUGCCCCUACUGCCAGAAGACCUUCAAGUCCUCCUCUAACUGUCGGAAGCACAUGAAGACGCACAGGUACGAGCUGGCCCAGCAACUGCAACAGCAGGGGCAGGAGGCAUCCGGCGAGCCCUCCCUCGACACCUCCAUCGCUGGCGUGGGAGAUGGCGCUACCAUACAGGUGGAGAUAGAGGCAGACGCUCUGCAGCAGUCGCCGGCUGUGGGUGCCGACCAGCAAAGCAUGCUGGGGCUGCCCCAAGCACAGGUGGUGGGCGGCUCCCAGCAGGAGGCACUGCAGGAGCAGCUGGCCGAACCCCCACUGGUGCAGGACGAAGACGCACUAGUGACAUCCCAGCAUGCUCUGCCUCAGAACAUCGGCCAGUUUGAGAUGCAGAGCUUGCCUCAGCAAGCCUUCGACCAGCAGACGCUGACGCAAGGCUUCCCCAUGGCGGACGGCUUUUCCCAGCAGCCCCAGUUCCCCACCGUGCAGCAGCUACAGGACUCUAGCACCCUGGAGUCUCAGGCCCUGUCCUCCAGCUACCACUCCCAGAACCUGCUGCACGUGCCCAGCACUGAGACGAGCCGUCUGCUGCAGGAUCCACCUCAGAACGACCUCCAGCUCCCCGCCCAGGACUUCCAGGAGGACAGCGAUGACGACAGCCGGAGGGUCUACAGGUGUUCCUUCUGCAACAAGGGCUUCAAGAAGUCGAGCCACCUCAAGCAGCACGUCCGCUCACACACGGGCGAGAAGCCCUAUAGGUGCCACCUGUGUGGCCGGAAUUUCGUGUCAGCAGGCGUGCUCAAGUCCCACCUGAACACGCACACCGGUGUGAAAGCCUUCAGGUGCAACGUGUGCGACGCGUCCUUCACCACCAACGGCAGCCUCAACCGCCACAUGAUCAUGCACCUCAACAUGAGGCCGUACAAAUGCUCCAUUUGCUCGGAGACCUUCCGCACCAACCAGCUCUUCAAGAAGCACAUGAAGAAAGACCACAUAGCACCAGCUAGAGCGCUGGAUGAGAAUGGGGAGGAAGAGGGCGGCGCAGAGGUGCCGGCACACAAGCGCAACCGCACCGACAUCAUCACCUUCACGGAGGAGCAGGCGGCGGAGCUGGCCCGCAACGAGCCCAGCGAGGACGCGUCCGUGUCUGAGAAGGUGCUGGUGCAGUCCGCAGCCGAGCGAGACCGCGUCAGCGAGAUGAAGGACAAGAGCGUCGAGCUGGAGAGCGAGCCUAAGUUCGCCAACCGCUGCAACUACUGCCCCAAGAGCUUCAGGAAGCCCAGCGACCUCGUGCGACACAUACGGAUCCACACAGGAGAGAGGCCCUACAAGUGCGAUUCGUGUGGAAAGAGUUUCACGGUGAAAUCCACCCUGGACUGCCACAUCAAGACACACUCAGGCCAGAAGCUGUUCAGCUGCCACAUGUGCAACACCUCCUUCUCCACCAAGGGCAGCCUGAAGGUUCACAUGCGCCUGCACACGGGCUCAAAGCCCUUCAAGUGCCCCAUCUGCGAGCUGCGUUUUCGCACCUCCGGCCACCGCAAGACGCACAUCCAGAGCCACUACAAGUCCAACUUGGAGGCCAAGCGGGGAAAGAAGCCCGGCGAGCGGCAGAACCGGUCAGAGGCCCUGCCCUCUGUGGGCAUGCUGCAGAGUGGCUCUGCUGAUGCCACCGAUGUGGAUCCCGUCUACAUCUCCGGCAACCCUGUGAUGAGCAGCCCGUUUGAGCAGAACCUGCUUCAGCCAGGUGUUGUGGGCCAGGCCAUCCUGCCAGCCUCCCUGUCCAGCGGUGACCUGACGGUGUCUCUGACUGACGGCCUGACCACACUGGAGGGCAUCCACCUGCAGCUCAGCACCACCAACCUGGUGUGCCCCAACGUUCAGAUCUCUGGCAUCGACACCAGCAACAUCAACAACAUCACGCUGCAGAUCGACUCGAGCAUCCUGCAGCAGACCCUCUCCCACCAGCUGACCGGCGACGCGGGGAUCGCCCAGAUCUCCGGCGCUCACCUCAUGGCGGGCGACUCCGCCGUGCCCGCCAACGUGGUGAUCCAUCCGCUGACUAGCCUGUCCCUGCAGCCGUCGGCAGCAGCCGGUGGCAUGGGCAUGGCGGGGCUGGCCGAGCAGGACGCCGUGCUCACGGCCACCAGCAGUGGCUCCCAUGACCUGUCACAGGUCAUGACCUCAUCUGGUCUGGUGGCAGCCAGUGGUGGCGGACAGGAGAUUACUCUGACGAUUAACAACUCCAGCCUGAGUCAGGUACUGGCCCAGACCUCGGCCGCGGGCCCCUCACAGACCUCAGGCGACCCCCAGGAGAUCACCCUCACCAUAUCGGGUCAGGACCUCAUGCCACAGCACAGUGCAGCUGGGGGCCCGGAGCUGAACGGCGGAAUUAGGCUCACGCCGUCUAUGAGCGCCCAGGCCAACGGCGCCGCUCUGGCCAUAGGGAAUGAGCAGCUUCUACCUCAGAGCCCGGCAGGCACUGGGAUCACAGAGAGCAGCCUGCCCCCCACCACAUCCCUGUCACAGACGCCCACGUCCACCCAGGGCCUGGUGAUGUCGUCGUCGGGAGUGGGGAGCGACGGAACCGUGACCUUCACCCUGGCAGACACGCAGGGCAUGCUGUCAGGAGGCCUGGAUGCUGUCACGCUCAACAUUGCCUCACAGGAGCAGCAGUUCCCUGCCAUUCUGAGUGACGCUGGUCUCCCGGGGCAACCCACUAAUUCCACUCAGCAAGUCAUACUGGUGAGCCACCCGGCUCCGGGCACGGUCGGCCCCGACGACGGCUUCAGAAUCCCCGAGGCGAGCCGGCCUCCAGCCAAGGAGCACUCCGGGGAGGCGUCACAAGGCCUGCAGCCGUGUUUCUACUGCAGCCAGGUGUUCCUGAGCGCCGUCAUGCUGCGGCGGCACUGCAGGCAGGCUCACGGCAAGGAUCGCUGCCACGUGUGCCGCAUGUGCAACAAGGCUUUCAAGAGGGCCACACAUCUCAAGGAGCAUGAACAAGUCCACCAGCAGGGGCCCUCGCUGAGCUCGCAGAGGCCGCGCACCUUGAAGUGCUCCACCUGCGAUAAGGCCUUUGCCAAGCCCAGCCAGCUGGAGAGACACAACAGGACGCAUACAGGAGAGCGGCCCUUCAAAUGCCCGCAGUGUGAGAAAGCUUUCAACCAGAAGAGUGCCCUGCAGGUGCACAUGGUGAAGCACACAGGAGAGAAGCCCUACAAGUGCGAGGUGUGCUGCAUCAGCUUCACGCAGAAGAGCAACAUGAAGCUGCACAUGAGGCGCUCACACAGCUACGGGAGCAGCAAGGAUGUGUCCAUGACCCAGGAGACAGCAGGGGAGGAGGAGGUCGCGUCUGGGCUGGAUCUGGCCGAGGUGGUGCAGGAGCCAGCCGCCGACUGGCAGUGUGGCAUCACCAAUGUGUUCCGGUAGAUUCUAUCACACUGUUACCUCUCCCCCAUCCCCCCAAACUCACUGGCAUACUGAAGCUCUUCCAUUUACCCCCCAUGAUGGGCAGUUAUCCAAACCAGCCUCCUUGAGUAACUGUUCAAGUGCUUUGGUAGAGGACCUUCCCAAGUCCAGGCGCAAUAAGGAUAUAGAGACUAACCAUUUUCAAUCAUUUUUUUAUAUGAACCCCCCCCCCAACACAUGCAUACACACAAGAGUUGAUUUUUAAAGCUUUCACUGUAAAUGCUGUCCUUCCUAGAUGUCAUUUUUCUCUGCCUGUUCACACAGGUGAGCCGAGAAAGGCACUCAGAUUUGUCACACCAGAAUGUACGCUGAAUUACCUCAGCUGGUUAUGAAGUCCAUCUAGUUCUGUAUCAGAAAAACAGUCAGAUAAACUGGAGGAGAAGAUGCUGAGGGCAAUUUUGUAUUAUUUUAGAGCACAUCAAUGUGUCCAGAGAUCCCUUAUUUCUCUUCCAGUAGAAUAUUUAUGCAUGUCUAUCAACAAGUUGAUCUUUCGAACAUCUUAACCUUUUAGUCUAAGUGGGAUAACUAACUAGUAGUAGAGUAUAACACAAAGUAUAGUGAAUUAGUACCUAAGUGUCUGUUACAGGAAUGUUAUCCCUGACUGCUUGCACUCCAAAAAAAGUGAAUUAUGCAAUACUCCUUAAAAAACUCUAGAUUUUAAAGGGUUGCUUGUGAGAACUCAAACUGAAAUGUAUAUGAUUAGACCCACUUGUAGUUCUAGGUGUCUGUUCUCUAAAAGCAAAAGGGACCCGUGCCUUUGUGUAGACUGUCGGCAACAUGAACCCCCCCUCGGCUACACCGAGUUUGCCAACUGGGUUGUUGGGUGGGGGGCACAUGGUGGGGUCACGUCCUGCUCUUAAACGGUAGGCGGGUACCCAGGGCUGUGACCCUUUCCAUGCAUUUGUUUACCAUGGUACGUGGUACUGCCACACAUUUUGUGUAAAUAUACACUUUUUCUAAAGGACUAGUCACUCUUGGUUUACAUGAUGGUUAUGGAGGGUACGAUGCUGUGGAAAGUUGUGGAAUAUCGAAGUGUAGUUUAACGUGCUGUCAUAAUGUUUUCAUUUGUACAUUAGUUCUAAUUUGUAUGUAUAUACUGUAUAGAUUGGAUAUGUUUGCCGUUUCCUCACAAUAUAGUGGCUGAAACCUCAACGUCAAAUUUUCCCUCUGUUUUGUUACGUGAAGCUAUGCCACAUGUACAGAUAAGCUGUAUAGUUUGUAACAGGACAUUGUUAAAGUAUUUAUGUGAGAAUAAAUUGAGUACUUUUUACAAAUUA